Messenger RNA from Emys orbicularis (European pond turtle), 1917 nucleotides. RefSeq names its product NADPH dependent diflavin oxidoreductase 1 (gene NDOR1). The transcript has 13 exons. NCBI's taxonomy places the organism in Eukaryota, Metazoa, Chordata, Testudines, Emydidae. The record is from RefSeq and is a predicted model, not a curated record. Gene Ontology annotation, molecular function: flavin adenine dinucleotide binding; NADPH-hemoprotein reductase activity; FMN binding. Gene Ontology annotation, cellular component: cytosol. The coding region runs from base 1 to 1917 and encodes 638 amino acids.
AUGGCGGAACGGAAGCUCCUCGUUCUCUUUGGCAGCCAGACUGGGACAGCUCAAGAUACAGCCGAGAGAAUUGGCAGGGAAGCCAAGCGGCGCCGCUUUCACUGCAGGGUAGAGGCCCUGGACAGUUACCCUGUGGCGCAGCUGAUCCAGGAGCUGCUGGUGGUAUUUGUGUGUGCAACCACAGGCCAAGGGGACCCGCCUGACAACAUGAAGAAUUUCUGGAGGUUUAUUUUCCGAAAGAACCUGUCCCCCGCCUCCCUUUGCCAGAUGGACUAUGCCGUGCUGGGCCUCGGAGACUCCUCCUAUCCCAAGUUUAAUUUUGUUGCGAAGAAGCUGCACAAGCGGCUGCAGCAGCUCGGGGCCAGCCCCAUCCUGCCAGUAGCCUUGGGGGACGACCAGCACGACUUGGGGCCGGAUGCAGUGGUUGAUCCCUGGCUACUGGACUUGUGGGGAAGGAUCCUACCCUUGUACCCUCUGCCUCCUGGCCUUGGCAUUAUCGGCCCAGAUGUCCUUUUACCUUCCAAGUUCACUCUGCAUUUUCUGGAUGAGCACUCCAGUGGCUGCGACGGGGAGGCAGCCAGGCAGGCCCCCUCAGAGCUGCACCCCUUUGCUGCCCAGGUGGUGUCCAACCUCAGAGUCACGGCGGAAUCACACUUUCAGGACGUCCGGCUCAUUGAGUUUGAUGUCACAGGCUCUGGGAUUGAGUACAGUGCGGGAGACGUGGUGAUGAUCCAGCCCCGGAAUGCCCCUGAGGACGUGCAGCAGUUCUGCCAACUCCUGCGCCUGGAUCCAGACAGAUGCUUCGUGCUGAAGCCCUCUGAGCCCGGAACCCCCCUUCCUGCCCACUUGCCACAGCCAUGCACCAUCCAGCAUCUGGUCGCCUGCUACCUGGACAUUUCCUGUGUUCCCCGUCGCUCUUUCUUCGAGCUCUUCUCCUGGUUCUCGCCAAACGAACUGGAGCGGGAGAAGCUGCAGGAAUUCAGCUCUGCGCAGGGCCAGGAGGAGCUCUACAGCUACUGCAACCGGCCCCGCAGGACCACCUUGGAGGUCCUCUGCGAUUUCCCUCACACCACUUGUGCUGUUCCGCUUGACUACCUGCUGGACCUCAUCCCCCGGAUCCAGCCCCGUGCCUUUUCCAUCGCCUCCUCCAUGCUGGCUCUCCCCAACAGACUCCAGAUCCUCCUGGCUGUGGUGCAGUACAAGACACGCCUCAGCAAACCCCGACGUGGCCUCUGCUCGACCUGGCUGGCAUCCCUCCGCCCGCAGCAAGGGGCUGUCCGGGUGCCUCUGUGGGUGAAGAGGGGGGGGAUGAAGUUCCCUGUGGAGCCCGACACCCCCAUCAUCAUGAUUGGCCCUGGCACGGGAGUGGCACCCUUCAGAGCAGCCAUACAAGAGCGCGUUGCACACGGCAGGAAAGGGAACUAUUUAUUUUUUGGCUGCCGCCAGAAAUCCAAGGACUUUUACUGCGGGGCUGAGUGGCAGGAGCUGGUGAAGAGCGGGCACCUGACUCUCUUUACAGCCUUCUCCAGGGACCAGAAAUGCCAAGCAAAUGCCGGCAGCAGUAGCAGAAGCCCUAAAAUCCGUGUUCCAGUUGGAAGGGGACCUGUCCCCCUCAGAAGCCGAGGAGUAUCUAACAGCCUUGGAAAGGUCCCAUCGCUUCCAGAUGGAAACCUGGUCGUAAGCCUGGAGCCGAGCCUGGGACUGCCUGCUCCUGGCCAUUCCCCCGCCCAGCCAAAUGCUUGUAGCUAUGUGGGAGUGUCCAGGCACAGACAACGUCCAAUAAACCCGUCAGCACCUUGUAUCAGCCUCACACUUCAGUCCGAGGGCGUCUCAGUCGGCACAGUUGCCCUGCCGGUGACAGGGUGUUGGUCCUGGAGGUGGCUGGGUUUGUCCCCACACCAGCCCCUGCACCCAUAG